CUUGUACGUAGGUAGUAGGUUGUACCUAGUCUGUACUUCGUACAUGGUACUUUCUACUACUUUGCAUAGAAACCAAAGAUGUGUAUCUUCCUUCUUCUUUCUUACUACAACAUCCAUUGGAUGUAGACACCCACCAAAACUCUUGGGAUGGCACAACGGCUGAUCAUAGUCCAGAUCCAGGCCAAGCCCAUUGACCGUACCGCCAGUUCGGAAACAUCAUAGGUAGAUUAUAAAGCCAAGCCCGUCGCGACGCCGUCAUUAGCAUUUGAUGCUUCUUCCCCACACCCCCCUUUUUAAGAAUUGCCUGCCUAUCUACCUAUAGUGCUUCUUUAUUUGUAAGCUUCGUCACCAAAUUCGGAGGCCGAGUCGUGCUCGGCGAGGGGCUCGGUAUAGUCUCCAAAACCAAGUAUAUAACUCCACACGUGCCUCUAUAGUAGAUAAAUCUCAAUACGCAGGAAUCUAGCAAGUAUGGCGACAUCACGUACCAUACAUAUCACUCCCGAGAAUACCGGGCUCUGGGAAAUUCAACAGAAUGAGCCCGCCGCGAAGCAGGCCACUGAAAUAUUACAGGAAGACCUCGAGACACAUCAUGUUUUCUUCAACGAUGAUGGAUUCCAUAACCAUAUAAGUCAUCACAUACUAUCUCUAUACGGCACAGGUGCUUCGGCUGAGACCUUGAGGAGGGGUUAUGCAGAGAAUUCGUCGUACCAGAAACCAGCUAUGAAAAAGCAUGAGAAAGUCAUCGAGGAACUCAAUGACUGGGAGAAAGCCAAGAGUCGUCUCGGCAAAGAACAAUAUUAUCCCGACUUUCUCGCCUUCUUUCAAGGGGAGAUCGACAAGUUUGGCUGGGAAAAGGUGUUGAAAGAAUACCUAUUCAAGGGUGAUGACACAAGCGAGGAUAUGCUGAUUCGAAUGCUUGCCGGGUUUCUUCAUCCCAUAAUUCAGCUCAUGUAUGGUAUCGAGUGGAAGCAGCCCGCCAUGGUCGCCAUGGGUCUAGCACAGGCUGCUGUCCAUCAAGACAACUUUAAAAAGUUUUUACUCACCACCGAGCAAGCCUCCAAGUCAACCUUAGCGCCAAUGCCUAGCAUUGCGAGUCUCCUAGAGGAAGUCAGGUCGAAUGAGAAGCUCGCUCACUCUGCGAGGGUGACAGACGGUAACAAGAUUCGCGACGGGGUCUUGGCUAGAGCAUGGGACGAGAUGGUUGAGGUAACGAGCCGCGUGAAGGUCAAGCCAGAGGAGUUGGAGGAGAGGACGGCGGAGAUGUAUCACACUGCGAUCUAUGAAGGUGCUCUUGCGGCAUUCCAUCCCGGAAAGCAACCCAAGUUUGACUUCUUCCUCAUGCACCAUAUAAAUGUCUGUCCUAUUUUCUUAGUCAUCAGUAGCCAGGACUGGAUUCCCAUCGAAAGUAAAGUACGACUUCUUGAAUGGAAGAUACGAAUGGAUCUUGUCCAGUAUGCCGCAAGAGCCUGCCCCCCACUCUCGCUCGACAACAUUGCCUCGUACAUCCCGAAGGAUGAGAAAUCGGACUCGGAAGAUGUACAAUUGCACCGCAUGCACAUUUUAGAAGAUGAUGGCCAUGCCAUCAAGCUUUUCCGCGCCGUACGCUUAGGCCAGAAAUUGAGCAAGGAUUACGAAAACCGAGACUGGAUCAAGAUCAAGGGCGACCUGUGGACCAAGGUCAGCCAUCUGGUGAUCGAUUCUGUCGAGUCAAGGGGGGAGCCGCGCUGGGUUCGUGGCGCUGGAGAUCCGGCAGCAUGGCAGGAUAUCCCAGACCUACCUGGGACCAACGACGGAGGGGUCUCGGAUAAGCUUCAGCAAGUCCAUUUGUGAUGUUAAGUUGGACUGGAAAAGGGUUCGGAAAUUAUAACACGUAACGUAACUCCCACGAUAACUCGCGUCUCAGUCGUUUUAUUUAUGUACCUGUAAUAUUUACGAAUAUAAAUAAAUGAAUGAAAUCUCCCUUUAGUG
This is a messenger RNA of Hypoxylon fragiforme, 1968 nucleotides long. RefSeq lists its product as uncharacterized. NCBI's taxonomy places the organism in Eukaryota, Fungi, Ascomycota, Sordariomycetes, Xylariales, Hypoxylaceae. The coding region runs from base 469 to 1830 and encodes 453 amino acids. Gene Ontology annotation, molecular function: oxidoreductase activity. The record is from RefSeq and is a predicted model, not a curated record. The transcript has 9 exons.